GGAGCCCGCGCGCCUCAGGGAGCUGUCCGCGCGAAAAAUUAUUCUUCAUAUCUGAAAAAUCAUGUGCAAGUUAAACAGCAUCUUGGAGACUCUCGAAUUCCUGAUUUUAUUAGGAUAUUACUACUUUGAGGCUUUCAUUCUGUUUAUUUGUCCUCCAUGUAAAAAGAAUGUUGCUGGUGAAAUAGUGCUUAUUACAGGAGCUGCAAAUGGGAUUGGAAGGCAGAUUGCCUUAAAUUUUGCUCGUCUUGGGGCUACCCUGGUUUUCUGGGACAUUGAUGAAGAAGGUAACAAAGAGACGAUUAAACUAGCCAAAGAAAAUGGAGCCAAAGGAGUUUAUGCCUACAGGUGUGACUGCAGCAAUAGGGAAGAAGUCUACAGAGUGGCAGAUCAGGUUAGAAAAGAAGUUGGGGAUGUUAAUAUCCUAGUCAAUGAUGCAGGCAUAGCAAAUGUGAAAACAUUUCUUGACCUUCCAGAUGCUGAUAUGGAGAAAACUAUAAGGGUGAACGUCAUGGCCCAGUUCUGGACUUGCAAAGCCUUCCUUCCAGCUAUGAUUGCCUGUAACCGUGGACACUUGGUUAGUAUCUCAAGUGGAACUGGACUUAUUGGUGCCAAUAAACUGACAGAUUAUAGUGCAAGUAAAUUUGCAAUAAUUGGCUUUCUGGAGUCAUUAGCUUUUGAGUUGCAGGCUGCAGGAAAGAAAGGCAUUAAAACCACCAUAGUCUGUCCUUCUUUCGUAAAUACAGAAUUAUCUACGGGUAUUCGUGUCUCGAGGCCACUUUUACUUCCUAUUUUGGAUGUAGAGUAUGCAGGCAGGAAGAUUGUGGAUGCAAUUCGAGAGGAGAAGUUUUAUGUGUUCAUGCCUCUGACCAAUUGCAUUUCUGCUUUGAAAAACUUUGUACCUAAGAAAGUGCUAUUCCUUGCUGUAGAGUAUGCUGGUAUUUUCAACAAUCUGGAUGGUGUCCGAGACCAGAAGAGAAGGGACCAAAACCACACUGCUCCGAAGAUGUCUGAUACCAGCUAAUCCAAAUUCAUGUGUAACAUUUAAUGGACAUAAUGGGUUAUUUCUUCAGGUUUAUUUCUUCCUUAGAUCAAUUCUCUUCUAUAUGAUACUUUAGGUGUUUAAAGAUGUCAUAGUUGUUCUGAUAGCUGUCUGUUAAUCAGUAUUUUUCAUCCUCAACUGUUCUCUCUCGUUUCCAUCAAUACAGGCAUAUUCUCCACUCAA
Malaclemys terrapin pileata is the source of this 1222-nucleotide messenger RNA. RefSeq names its product short chain dehydrogenase/reductase family 16C member 5 (gene SDR16C5). Gene Ontology annotation, molecular function: oxidoreductase activity, acting on the CH-OH group of donors, NAD or NADP as acceptor. The record is from RefSeq and is a predicted model, not a curated record. The transcript has 7 exons. Bases 62 to 1021 code for a protein of 319 amino acids. NCBI's taxonomy places the organism in Eukaryota, Metazoa, Chordata, Testudines, Emydidae. Gene Ontology annotation, cellular component: lipid droplet.